Messenger RNA from Dioscorea cayenensis subsp. rotundata (Guinea yam), 3172 nucleotides. RefSeq names its product sec1 family domain-containing protein MIP3. The coding region runs from base 126 to 2801 and encodes 891 amino acids. Lineage: Eukaryota; Viridiplantae; Streptophyta; Magnoliopsida; Dioscoreales; Dioscoreaceae. The transcript is spliced from 7 exons. The record is from RefSeq and is a predicted model, not a curated record. Gene Ontology annotation, biological process: vesicle-mediated transport; intracellular protein transport.
UAGGGAAUCCGAUCGGACUCGGAUCCCUUCCAUGAAUCCAAAGAAGAAAAUAGAGGAAACAAGCAGAGGAGAAGCUCUCUCUCUCUCUCUCUCUCUCUCUCUCUCUGUGUGAGCAAGCCAUUCCCAUGGCCUCCGCCAUCGAUGUCCUCCGUUCUUGCCUCGAUUCCAUCCGCCAGAUUUCCGAUGAGGUUUCGGAUGCUGUCGUGUAUCUCGAUGCUGGUUGUUUGGAAGCCUUUCAGUUUAUCGGGGCCUUUCCUCUUUUGCUACAACUUGGUGUGCGCGCUGUUUGUAGUUUGGAGAACAUGUCUUCUCUUGAUACUGUUGUGGAUUGGAACUCCACAUUUGAUAGCCCUGCUAAGAAGAUGAUAAUUAUGACGUCCCGCCUUCUUAGCGAUGCUCAUCGGUAUAUUCUGCGUUGUUUGGACACUCAUCAGACCAUUGUCCAUUGUACUAUAUUUACAUCGAUCUCAGAGAUAGCUCACUCUGCAUAUGUUGACUCUCCUUUGGGUCCUGAUGCUUUUCAUGAGUAUGAAUCUCUGCUUCUGCAAGACUAUGAAGAGCACAGAAAGAGGUAUGAAAAAAAGGGACCUCCGUUACUUCAAAAUAAGAAUAUCAGACAGUCUACAGAUGGUGACCCCCUUCCCCCGCUUCAACAUGAGAAAAUCUCAGAGCCAGAGGGUGUUGGCCAUCAAGCAGCACCAAACUUAGAGGAUGUUGGUUGGGCCGCAAUGGAUUCCAGCACUGAUGAUGAUCCUAAUGUUGAAAGAUAUUCCAGAAGAAGGGAUGCGUAUGAUGAUGGCGCCAUCAACUCUUUGGAAGUGGACGAUUUGUCCUCUGCAAAAUUGGUUGUGUCUGUACGUCAUUUCCCAAUGAUUAUUUGCCCGCUCUCGCCAAGAUCUUUUGUUUUUCCUUCGGAAGGAAUAAUUGCAGAGGCGUGCUUGUCGAAUGAAAGUGAAGAUGCUCUUAGCCCUGGUCUGCCUUCCAUUUGCAGUGGUCUACCUUCUGAUGGUGAUGACAUUCCUCCUGGGGCAACACUGACUGCUCAUUUUCUUUACCAUAUGGCUGGCAAGAUGGAUCUGAAGAUGGAAAUAUUCUCACUGGGUGAUUUAUCCAAAACCAUAGGCAAGAUGUUGACAGAUAUGUCAAGUCUGUAUGAUGUAGGCCGCCGUAAUAGAAAAUCUGCUGGUUUAUUGCUUGUUGACCGCACACUUGACCUUCUCACGCCCUGCUGCCAUGGGGACUCGAUUGUUGAUCGAGUUUUUUCCUCUUUGCCACGCAGGAAAAGGAUUGCAUCCAUUUCAGCUUCAAGAAGCUCACAAGUUCCAAGCAAGUCUGCUGCCAGAGUUGAACGUCCCUCACUUGAUCUAAGAGUACCCUUUGAAACAGUAUUUAGUGAAGAACCAGCAAUGAGUAACCCUCAGCUGCGUGAAAAUAUCAAAGCUUUUAGUUCAGGUUGGAACUCUAAUGGAGUCAAUGGAAGUGCUGAUAUUGUUGAGCAUGCUGAGAAGGAUCAAGAUAAUCUCUUGGACAAUGAGAUAAGCUUAUUGAGUGGUUCGUUUCUAGCUGAAACUAUAGGAGGUAACUACAUGGAGGAAUUACUAGUAAGAAAAUCUAAAGAUGGGGUCAUGCUUAUAAAGAAGUUGAUUUUGGAAGCCCUGAAGCGUGAAAAUGUCACCCCAAACACAAAAGGUCGUUUGAGUUUGGCGAAAGAUUUGGAACUCCAUGGUUUAGUUAAGAAGUUGGCCAUGAACGAGUUAUCUUUAAUCAGGAACAGAUGGAUUAUCCAGCUGGCGUUAGCUUCUGAAAAGGCACUUAGCGAACCACAUAGUUCCCACUGGGAUGCGUUUCUGAGUGCUGAAAGGAUCCUGAACAUAAACUCUUUAGACACUAGUCAUAGUCUUUCAAGUCAAAUUCGUGAUCUCAUAAAUACUAGUGUCACAGUGAGAUCUUGUGAUGCGAACAAUAGCACGGGAGCAUCCCAGAGCUUGCUCUCCUUUCAAGAUGCACUGCUUCUGUCCAUGAUUGGAUACAUCUUGGCUGGUGAAAAUUUUCCAACAUCAGGUUCCAUUGGCCCAUUCUCUUGGGAAGAGGAACACUCACUUAAAGAAGCUGUGGUGGACGCCAUCCUUGAAAACCCAGCUUGCACAAACCUCCGCUUCCUUCAUGGUUUAGAGAAGGAGCUUGAAGCUAAUUCAAGAAAGACAGAGUCUGAGGAACAUGGCGGCGGGGCUGCUGCAAAUUCAACUACGGUGGUGGAGGAUUUCGAUGAUCAGUGGGGUAGUUGGGAUGAUGAAGAUACUGAUCAAAAUAACGAUCAAGCUUAUGGGGACAUGCAAUUUAAAUUGGAGUUGCGUGACAGAGUAGAUAAUCUUUUCAAGCUCUUCCACAAGCUAUCUAGUCUAAAGCAGCGACAUUCAACUUUCAAAGAAGGGCUGAUACCAUCCGAAAGUAAUUAUUUAGGUGAUGCUAACAGUAGAAAAGGAUUGUUGUAUAAGCUGUUAAACACCUUGCUGGCGAAGUAUGAUGUGCCUGGGUUGCAAUACCACUCGUCAGCAGUUGGCCGGUUUCUAAAGAGUGGGUUUGGUAGAUUCGGCCUUGGACAGGCAAAACCAUUGCUUGGCGAUCAAAAUGCAAUCAUAAUUUUCGUUGUCGGGGGCAUUAGCAGUGUUGAGAUUGUGGAAAUUAUGGAGGCCGUGUCAGAGAGCAGUAGACCGGAAAUAGAAUUUAUUGUUGGGGGCACAACUCUAUUAACACCAGAUGACAUGUCUGGAUUGUUAUUGGGAUCGUCUAGUUACCUCUGAUGUUCGGCGAAAGUUAAAAUGUUACGCGAUACAUCAUGUGAAGAUCAUGCCAUGAAUGUUAACUUCUGAAGCAAAACCCGAAAGCACUGAUUGCUUCAGUAGCACAAUCAAUCAAUUCUAAAGGCAAGGACGGGGGUAAUAAGAUCGGCAUUCGAAGCAUGACCUUCAUCCUUUUGCACAGAUACAUACUAAUGUAAGUUGAACUAACAAGAUUAUUAUCGGAUUCGCAGAUUUGAAGCCGGAAAUUACAUAUAAAUGUAACUGAUUGAAAGAGGUGAACAGCAAGUAUACUUUUUUAGCAUGUAUGUAUCUGGAUGUUCCUCUUUUUUUUUUUAAGGAAAUGGAAUUGCAUGGUGGAUGGUUUGAGAUAA